AUGCAUAGCCUUCACCUUAUAUUGUCUCUGGCCUCUGCAUUGGGUGGAGUGGCCAAUGCUGCCCUGAUGGAUGGCGUUGGACAGACGCUGACAACAUGGGAUUGUUGCAAACCAGCAUGCGCAUGGGGCUCCAACCUAAAGAACUCACCCACCGCCAGUGGUUUCGUGCGAGUGUGCGACAAGAACGACAACCCCCUCUCCCAAUCCAGGGGCGACUCGGAACAGAGCUCGUGCGCCGACAAGAACGCCGGCAACGCCUACCUGUGCUCGUCGUACUCUCCGCGACCGCACACCGACGACUUGAGCCUGGGGUUCGUCGUCACGAAGGGCUCCGAGAACUGCUGCAAGUGCUUCGAGCUGCAAUGGACGGACGGACCCGCCAGGAACAAGCGGAUGCAGGUCCAGGCCAUCAACAGCGGCGGCACCACCGACAACGGACGCGACUUCAUCAUCAUCACGCCCGGCGGCGGCGUCGGACCGAACAGCAAGGGCUGCAAUAGCCAGUUCGGAGGCAGUUGGGGUGACCAGUGGGGUGGAGUCUCGUCGAGGCAGGACUGCUCAAACCUCCCGGAUAACAUGCAGGGCGGCUGCUACUGGCGGUUCAACUGGGCCUCGGGAGACGUCAAUGGCUGGCCCAUCAGGUACCAGCAGAUCCAGUGUCCCACGGAGCUAACCGACAUUUCGGGGUGUUCCGCCUCGUAA
Messenger RNA from Phialemonium atrogriseum, 702 nucleotides. Its product is annotated as RlpA-like double-psi beta-barrel-protein domain-containing protein-containing protein. The record is from RefSeq and is a predicted model, not a curated record. Gene Ontology annotation, biological process: carbohydrate metabolic process. The transcript has 4 exons. NCBI's taxonomy places the organism in Eukaryota, Fungi, Ascomycota, Sordariomycetes, Cephalothecales, Cephalothecaceae. Bases 1 to 702 code for a protein of 233 amino acids. Gene Ontology annotation, molecular function: cellulase activity.